AUGGCAACGAACCCGCCGGAGGGUUAUACAGCCGACGACUUCCUUGAGCAAAUCCUCUACCUCCCUUCUUAUGCUGGCCUGGCUGGAGCUGACGCUGGAAACUCAUCAGACGGUGCUGGCCUCCCCCAUCCACCGAUGUUUCCCUUGGGCCUUAGCCUGGAUAACGGACAGGAUGAUGUUAGUGGCGCCGGAGCCUUGGUUGUGAGGCCCGAGAGGGAAGCAUUGAAUAACAACAUGGGGAGUUUGUAUUCGACUUUCGAUCAUUUACAGGCUCAUGCAAUCCGCCACCCAGUUCCUCAGGUUCAGCAGGCUUUUCAAGGUCAGCCAACACCAAGCACUGCAGUAACUGUGCCACACCCUCCUGCCAUUAGGCCAAGGGUUCGGGCACGAAGGGGACAAGCGACGGAUCCCCAUAGUAUUGCUGAGAGGUUGCGCAGAGAAAGGAUAUCAGAAAGAAUCAAGGCAUUGCAAGAACUUGUUCCCAGCUGCAAUAAAACAGAUAGGGCUGCAAUGCUUGACGAGAUUCUGGACUAUGUGAAAUUCUUGAGGCUUCAAGUCAAGGUUUUGAGCAUGAGUAGGCUAGGAGGAGCUGGUGCAGUGGCUCAACUUGUUGCAGACAUCCCCCUGCAAUCUAUUGAGGACGAGACAGUGGAAAGAGGUUUGAAUCAUCAGGUUUGGGAAAAGUGGUCAAACGUGGAAACAGAAAGGGAGGUUGUUAAACUCAUGGAAGAAGAUGUGGGAGCUGCUAUGCAAUUCCUCCAAUCCAAAUCACUCUGCAUCAUGCCUAUAUCACUUGCAGCGCUCGUCUAUCCUACAACCCAAUCAGAUAACCCUACAACCAUCAAAUCUGAACCCUCUGGUCCCUCAUAA
Fraxinus pennsylvanica is the source of this 870-nucleotide messenger RNA. The record is from the annotation of a GenBank genome assembly. NCBI's taxonomy places the organism in Eukaryota, Viridiplantae, Streptophyta, Magnoliopsida, Lamiales, Oleaceae.